Molecule: messenger RNA, 634 nt
Organism: Myripristis murdjan (pinecone soldierfish)
Lineage: Eukaryota; Metazoa; Chordata; Actinopteri; Holocentriformes; Holocentridae
Product: histone H2B 1/2-like
Exons: 1
Coding region: 3-407 (134 amino acids)
Cellular component (GO): nucleosome
Molecular function (GO): DNA binding; structural constituent of chromatin; protein heterodimerization activity
Source: RefSeq, a predicted model, not a curated record
GAAUGCCUGAACCCGCCAAGCCCGCGCGCAAGAAGGGCUCCAAGAAAGCCGUGAGCAAGACCGCCGGCAAGAGUAGCAGGAAGCGCCGCAGGCCGAGGAAGGAGAGCUACGCCAUCUAUGUGUACAAGGUGCUCAAGCAGGUGCACCCCGACACCGGCAUCUCGUCCAAGGCCAUGGGCAUCAUGAACUCCUUCGUCAAUGACAUCUUCGAGCGCAUCGCCGGCGAGGCGUCCCGCCUGGCUCACUACAACAAGCGCUCCACCAUCACGUCCAGGGAGAUCCAGACCGCCGUCCGCCUGCUGCGGCACCAAGGCCGUCACCAAGUACACCAGCUCCAAGUAAAACAAGCUGCUCCAGCUUCAACAACUCAAAACUUAAGAGCCACCCACCUUUUAUCAAAAAGUUAACCUGCACCUUCAUAACGUUGACUGUGAGUUUAUCCCAGUUAGUUUUAAUUCGAGACAAACUCUCCAAGGAAAAGAAAUGGGUGAGGAUAUAUCUGGCAUGCUCUGUCAUAACUGUCUAAUCACUCAGUUCUUCACACUACAGUUUCUCCCCUCCACAGCACCUUCAUACCUGCUGGACACAACAUACAGAGAAAACACACACAAACACACACACGCGCGCGCGCUCU